This is a messenger RNA of Rubroshorea leprosula, 3530 nucleotides long. The record is from the annotation of a GenBank genome assembly. Lineage: Eukaryota; Viridiplantae; Streptophyta; Magnoliopsida; Malvales; Dipterocarpaceae.
AUUAUCCGUUAUCCCAAGAAAAAUGCAAUUGCAUCUAAACCCAUAUUUAUUUUUAUUUGCCGCCGCCGCCGCCACCACCCCUCUCUGUGACAAUGGCUACUCUCACGACCAGCCACCAGCCACCGCAAUCGGCUCAAACCCUAACCCUAGACUCCCUUCCCCUCAUAGACCUUGCUUCUCUAUCCCAAUCGGAGCUCCAGGCCCUCUCCCUCUGCUCUCCCACUGCCUACGAUCUCCGCCACACAGACGACCUCGUGAUCCCGUCCAUCGACGCUUCCGUCUUCAAUGAGUCUGCUGGGUCUCAUCGCCAGACCUUCUCACGCCCCUCCCCCAAUGAUCACCACUAUCACCAUCAUCAUCCCCUUCGACACCGCCUCCCUGGUCUCCUCCCAGUCCCCAAACCACCCCCUUCUUUCUCUUCUCUCCAUGAUCCCGAAACCCUCGAAAAUCGUUCCAUUAUCUCUGCCCUCAAAAGCUCCCUGAAAUCUCACCCUGAAUUCGCGGACCUCAACUUCACUUCCCCUCCUGCGUCUCCGGCAUUGAAGGAUACAAUGGUGAAUUUUGAAAUGAAAGAUACAAUGGUGAAUUUCAAGGACACACUGAUUACUCUUGGGAAGAGGAAGAGGGGAAGAAAGCCGAGGGCAAAGGUGGGGAUCUCUGUGGAGGAGAGGGAGCCGGGCUUAGAGAUUGUGAAUAAAAACGGAGUGGCUGUGGAUUUGGAAAGGUUGGGGUCUCUGGAGGACCCCUUCGGUGAAGAGCUGAGGAGGAGGACUGAAGGAAUGGUGGGAAAUGAGGAGGCGCUGUUGGGGUUCAUGAGAGAUUUGGGUGGGCAGUGGUGUAGCAGGAGGAGGAAGAGGAAGAUUGUAGAUGCUAACAUAUUUGGGGAUGCAUUGCCUGUUGGUUGGAAGCUUUUGUUAGGUCUGAAGAGGAGGGAAGGUCGUGCAUCAGUCUAUUGCCGCAGAUAUAUAAGUCCUGGUGGUCGACAUUUUUUAUCAUGCAAGGAAGUUUCCACAUAUUUACAAUCCUACUUUGCAGUCCAUGAUGCAGACCAACCACAAGGUGGUGGGGAUAUUGAACAGGUCAAUGAAAUUGGUUCUCAUGCAGGUGCUAGUCACAAGGAUGAUGAUCAAAGGCAAUCUAAUGAACAUCAGACGGAAGGCAUGUUAUUGGAGAUGGAUAACCUGGCAGAUGUUCAAAUACAUGACCUUUUUGAAUGUCAUAAAUGCAACAUGACAUUUGAUGAUAAGGAUACAUAUUUGCAGCACCUUUUGUCAUUUCACCAGAGAACUACAAGGAGGUACAGACUUGGAUCUUCUGUUGGGGAUGGUGUUAUUGUUCGAGAUGGAAAAUUUGAGUGUCAGUUCUGUCAUAAGGUAUUUCAAGAAAGACGCCGAUAUAAUGGUCAUGUAGGGAUCCAUGUUCGGAAUUUUGUGAGAGGAAUUGAGGACUCUCCUGGUCAACUAACUACUCAAAAAAGAAUUGAAGGUCCAAGUAAGGAAGUGCCUGCAAGGAUUUCUAGAAUGGAUGCUUUAAUUGAAAUUGCACAGAGCUCCAUUCUUGAGACUACCAAUGAUGAACUGAAUGCUGUAAGUGUGCAUGAACCCAAUAAUGAGUCAAGUCCUGAUAAACUGGAUGUGGUUUCUAAACCUGAGGUUCCUGUUUCCAAUUAUGAUCCUGAACUGAACUCAGAAUCACCAGUAAGUGAAACAGAAACGGAAGAUGACAUGAUUGACCAAUCUUCAGACCAAGACUUAUUAUAUCAACAGAAGACGUUGCAUGUUAUCAGUGAUGAGAAGAUGGAGAAGAUUGAUGAUCAUAGCAAUAUUGAACAGAUAGAUUCUCAUCUUGAUUCUACAAUUUCUCUAUCUACCAACAUACGGAAUGACAGUACAACUGAAACUUCUGGCAAAAAAGAUGGUUUAGCAUUAAAUCCUGGUGUACUUGACAAGUCUGUUGAACAGGAAGGACGUUCUGAUGCCCACUUGCUUGCUUCAUCUAUGGAUAUUCAGGAUGAUAUCAGUUCAGUUCCUAACACUAAAAUGCAUCCUAAACCCGAUGAACUGGAUAGUAGUAAAAGUAUUGAGUUACAUUUUGGUUUUGAAAGUUACAAUAGUGGCCCAACUAAUGACGUUGGAAUGGAGAUUGGACAUCAAACAUCUGAAGAAAAUGUACCUCAGAGUGAAGUGCCUGAAUCUUCAGUAUCCUUGUUGCAUCAACCAAAUGUUAUACCAGCAUCUAUUACCUUCUCAGAUAAGGGAGAAGAUGGUUUAUGCAGUAGUGAUCAAAGGCAUGACAAUGCAUCAGGAUUUGAUGAGGACCUGAGGUUGGAUGACAUGGAGCAGUUUAAAUUCAGUUUAGCUGGGCAGGAAUCUCCCUCCUUGCCUGAGGUGCCAAUAGAUUUAGCAACCAGUACUGACAUAGGAGGCCCAUAUGGCUCCUCCAUUCAGUUUGAAUCAGAAGUUGCAUUGAAUACAGCCCCAGGACAUCAGCUCACAACUGUUUGUGUAUGGUGUGGGGUAGAGUUCAACCAGGAUAACAUUGAUUCUGAUCUACAAUCAGAUUCUGUUGGUUAUAUGUGUCCAACCUGCAAGGCCAAAAUUCCUGGAUAACUCAAAUCAUGAGAUGAUGGCUGAGCCAUGAAUUUUCAGUGGCUUUGAUGAAGGAUUUAUUCUGACACACUUCAGUUUGAGAACAAGAAUCCCAUAAUGUGAGGUAAUUCCUUCAUUACCAUUCAUAAAAUAUAAUUUUAGUUGGUAAUUUCUGUUCCUUAAUGCAUGUUGUGUCAAUAUGAACUGGUGUGGCUAGAAAUCAGAGUAAACACUUAUCUUAUCCUGUUGGUCGUCCAAAAGAAAAAGAAAUAUCUUAUCCUGUUUUUUUGUUAAUACCAUCUUUAAUAAUCUCAUCCAACUUUAAAUGGAUAACAUAACCUUGUUAUAGUUUACUGCGGAAGUAGCAUGAGACCUUGUUCAACUAACGUGAUGUUGCAUUUUCUUUCAUGCAUAGCUUUUCAUCACAGUGCAUUGUAAGGUAUGUUGAUGUAUUUUUAGUAUGGAUGUUACUCUUUCGAGCAUUGAUGUUAGCCAAAUUUGGUAAUCUAUGAUUUGUCAUCAUGGCUUGAAUUGAGUGGGGUCUGUUUGGAAUUGAAUGUUAUUGUGUUGUGCCCUGCAUAAGAAUUAUUACUUCAAGUAUACAAAAGAUUAGUUGAAAUCACUUUAGUUAUGAUAAAUUAGCAUUUUUUAGUAUUGCAUGAUUGUGCGGAAAAGCAUUGUGAAUGCAAUUUCAAAAGAAUCUAUUUAGGCCUUCUGUAUGUGGUAGGUCGCUUUUGCCUUCGUAUGGAAUUAUUCUCAAUGAAAAUUGUAUAACUAUAAUGUCAUUCAGCAUUAUAAGCUUAUAACAUGAUAUGUUAUUAUAUAAUUAAUUCUUUUUACACAGGGAUCCGUAUCACUUCAUUAUAAGCCUAUAACAUGAUGUGUUUUUAUAUAAUUGAUUCUUUUCACUUAUGAAUUCAUCAAUAACAUUGUAUGUCAUAU